Molecule: messenger RNA, 24726 nt
Organism: Spirometra erinaceieuropaei
Lineage: Eukaryota; Metazoa; Platyhelminthes; Cestoda; Diphyllobothriidea; Diphyllobothriidae
Source: the annotation of a GenBank genome assembly
AUGAUUGAAGUCUGCAACGCUUACAUUUACGUUUUUGUCUCUCAGAGUUUGCAAGUGUGGGUUUGGGAGUCUGCUGAAUAGAGUCGCACAGUGCUUUGAAAGCACUAUGCACACCUUCAGCUCUUAGAAUGUGUUCUUUCUCGAGCUCCUUGAAAUAUGUGACAGUCAUUUACUUAAAUUGUGACAUGAAAUAGGGAAGGCGCAAGAAACUAUAAGUAGUAGGUGUCCAGCUCAAUAAAUACUUGCGGGUUUCCGAAGGCUCUUUAAUAUACGAAUACUCGAUAUAACUGCAUCAGCAAACUUUUUACACUAACUGAAGACCCAAAUAGGCUUUUGCUGGACGGCCUCUUCAUGGUGAAAUUUAGAAUAUUUUUCAUAAGCCUGGAAGGCAGGGCUGUGCAGAACAAAUGCCUGCAUGUUCGUUUUACUGAAUUUUAAGCCUAUAAAUUUCGCAGAUUUACCAAACUAGAAUUUUAAAGUAGAAAUGAGAUUUUUAUUUUAAAAAUAGUAGUGCCUAUAUUACGCAAACAACAACACCUUUCUACGGGCCAGGAACGAUUGUUUUGGUGAGCCAUUUUCAUUUACAUGGUUGCUGCAUACUAGAAAACACUAGUAGACCUGCAGAUGUGGUACACAGCGUGGAAAAUUGCCUAGAUUGAAAGAUGAUCUGAUUUUCCCCAAUGAAUGUUAUCAAUUAAUCAGCAGAACGUAUUCUAUGUGGGAAAAGGGCCUUUGUGCAACCCGUUAAGCCAAUAAGUAAGAAACACGACCUGCUAGUUACAGACAGUCUGAGUGGGCAAUUAGUUCGACACUUCAUAUUGAUGUGCGUAAAUAAUCAGUGUCCGUAUAUUAAGCUCCCGUUCUUUGGUCGUUCUGGUUCUAGAACAUAGAUUAGUUUUAUCAAACAACCCUCAACGCAUCUGUAAUUUGGAUUAAGAUAAAGAACUAGUUAAGGUUUCCGAAAAGCGCCAGAGGUCGACCGAUGUGGCCGCUGCACAACAGCGGGUUGGCUCAGACGACCAAUGAGCGCGCCUUUUGGAAUGUAGAAUAAAUUACCGGCAGUAAUGACUUCGUCGUGCCCUAGACUCCCUUGCAAUUCUGAGGCUAACAGUUUUAGCCAAGAAACGAUAAACUGUUGUCCACAAAUUGCGCGCAGUAACGUAUUACUGCGUACUACUAAGUAAUCAAAAAGUGUACGCCGGAGCAUUUGGAGUUCAAGACAACGCUCAUACUUCUGUUUCUGCCAUCUUAUAUUGACUGAACUUAAUAAAUAAAGUUAGUAAAGUCUCGAAGUCGAGUCCGGGUGCCUCGGUUUCCAAGAAUAAAUUUCGCUGACAAUUUCGCCUAAUCCAAGUCUUUUCGUAAUACCUUCACGGCAACCGCCCAGAUUCUUUAAAAGUUCUCUGUGGUGCGGCAUCGCACGACCUUCAAGAUUUGUUUCUUUCCCAAAUAUUCAGGUUAAGUGCACCCAAAAACAUCAAAAUACAUAGAUUAAACCAAAAAAUCAAUACUUAUAAGUCUUUUACGCAAUAUUUAUAAAGGCUUGCGUUGUUACCAAUUGAAAUGGAAAUUUUGCUCGGUGUAAAACUAUGUUAGGUGAUUUGGUAUUGGCCGGACGUUCUGCUUUUAUGUGAGACUUACGUUUAACUAAUUAAUGAGUGUACUGACAAAAAUACAGAAAUGACACCUACCUACAAUCAACUUCUGUGUGAAGCCUGGAAGAAGCAAAAUUAUCACUUAAGAAUCCAGUUCAAAUUGAAAGCAGAUCUCUUUCGACAUACAAAUGUCAAGUAUAAUUUGCCAGGUUUUUUGGGGUAUAGUGACCUGCCUAAAAAUGUAAUUGUUGUUUCACAAACUUCAAACGAGACAAAUGCAAGGAGGCAAUUGUCAAACUCGCUAUCGCUGAAUCCUUACUAGGCUUUAUGGAAUGGAAACUAUAUGCGACAAAAAGCGUUUCUUUCUGAUUUCGACCCGUACCUUGGCUAUUUGUUUUGAAAAUAUCAAGAAAAGCACGAAUAGAUUUUGAUUGGAUCCAUAUCUUUCGUUCUGUCAUAAGGAGCAAAACAGAUCCAUGAUUUCUUCGUUUAAUUGCAUAUCUUUUAAGCAGUGGUUUAUUCAAGACUUUUAUCUGGAUAAAAAUAUGAUAACACAGCUCUGUUUGACUGGCCGGUCAAUCUCAGAAAUUUGAGUAGCUAUAAAUGAACCGAUCCUCUUUGUCUUUCUUGGAGCUUCUGUUUGUUCAGGUUUACUUUAGCACCUCCUAUCGGUCGGCUCGCAUUCUCACUGACUGUAAUAAAUCAGCGAGGAGGGACGACAGAGAAUGCGGGUAGAAUUAUACAGUACUCUUUCGGGCUUAUUGUGCCUUCAUUCAGCCAAUCAUAACCCUGACCAACAGCUGGGACCAGAAACACAGACAUGCGCACAGACGCACCUGGCGCAGUUGAUCCACCACUGGGGUCUACCAGAUGGGUCAUAAGCACUUCAUCGAACCGAAGUUCAUCAGUGCCUCGCCACCUGUCAUUCUCUGUCGCUGCAGAUCGGGUAUUUAUCAAUCAGGAAUGGGCGCACACCGAUCUAGUGGCUUCACAAAGCAAACAAGCCCCGUAUGGGUGGCAAAAGUCACGAACAGGCAACCAAUUACCAGGCCGAAGUCGGCCAAGUCAUAAUAGCAGCGAGGAGGAACGACAGAGAAUGCGGGUAGAUUGAAACAGUACUGUUUCGGGCUUAUUGUGCCUUCAUUCAGCCAAUCAUGACCCUGACCAACAGCUGGGACCAGAAACACAGACAUGCGCACAGACGCACCUGGCGCAGUUGAUGCACCACUAGGGUCUACCAGAUGGUUGCCUGUUCGUGACCUUUGCCACCCAUACGGAGCUUGUUUGCUUUGUGAAGCCAAUAGAUCGGUGUGCGCCCAUUCCUGAUUGUAAUAAAUCAGCAUAUUCUUCCUUACAGUUUUUAUUCUGACUGUCAAAUACUAUUUGCGUCUCCCAUCCCUAUCUAUGCAUUUUUCCGUCUUCCUUUUACCUCGGGACCAGCCCGGAGAUCAUAAAUUAACAUGCAGAUGCAGAGAUUAUUAGCAACAGAAUCUGUUGCUAUUAAUGUAGACGUCCUGUGUUUGAUUUCAUUUUAUCUUCAAGAAGAAAUUGUAAUUUUCUAUUUUGUCGAUCUCUAGUAUGAGAUCAAUUAAAAAGAAAAGGCUAUGCAUCAAUUCAACUCUUUCCGGCCCUUGCGCGAUCACGAAUUAUGUACAUAUGCUAUGUGUGCCGAUGGUAGGCGCUUGGCAGCAUUAAGGACGAAUCAUUUGCAGUGCUCAUGAGUAAGUCUGCAACGCAUGACAAGCAGAGAAACCCACUGGUUGAAAAUCGGUUAAUCUACAUGUGGUCCCCGAAGACAAACUGCUGAAGUCUAUGAAAAUUUGACAUGCUUUUUCACACGCUCCAGAGGCGCUUUUCCGUAUGUCUUCGAUAAGCAAGAAAGUUAAUAAAUAGCCAUUCCAUGGUAUAACCUACUAGCAUCCUUCUCUUAUUAGACGUUAAAAAUCCCAAUUUUUGUAAGGAUCCAUGCACCUAUGUAACGAUAGUUUUUGUUCUAAGCAUAUUUUCCAGGGUUCUAAUCUUAAUGGCGUGUCGAUCAGUCAGCAUAGUUCAUAACUGGUAAUUUUGACUCGCUAAAUGUCAGUUUACAACUACUCUAAUGGCAGAAACUUUGCCCAAAUUUUAUUCCGACAUGCUCGUCAGUAAGGCGCUUUUGGUAUCCCACAACCACUUUUUCUGCUAACAUCUGCUUAAAGCAAAUUUAUUGUUAAACAAAAGUCCUUUUUUGCCGUGUCAAAGCAUUUUUAACGCCAAAGCAUACUCUGUCAUCUGAGCGACUGAAGUAAAAAAAAGCCCAAUCAGAGACACCCGGGGCAUGGAUCAGGCUUUAACAAGCUAUGCUAAUUAAAGGGAAGAAGCUCGGAUCCACUGCAUGAAGCUAAUCAGCACGAGCAGUAGCAACAAUGUAAGAACUUUACACUAGCGGAUAUGGUGAUGAAAAGCAGCAUUUGUCAGUCCGGGGUAAGAACCAAGAUUUUUCCCUAGUUAACUUUUUGGUAGUCGGCUGAUAACAAUCAAGGUAACCCAGGUAAUUAAAGAUAGCCAUGUCUCCUCCUUGUUGAUCAAUGGAGGUACUGAUAAAGGCAAAAUAGGCAGUGGUGUCUCCAAUAUGAGCCUCAGAUAAACCGCCAUUUGUGGUCAUAGGUGCCUAAAACGUCUCAUACAAAUGAGCUUUUUUGUUAUCAUUUUGUGAUAUGCCUGACUCACACCUCCUCCCUUCUUUUUCAGCACCGACUGGGGAUAUGCGAAAUGUCCGUCAAUCGUGAUACGGGUUUGCCCACAUCCAACGUCUCUCAAGGCCAAAACCCCCAUAUGGAGGAAUGUAUGAAUUAUCGUUAUUGGCCCCUCUAUGUGGUGUCCAUACUGGCGACAUUCUUUGGAGGUCUUGUCUUAAUACUCCUUUAUAGAGCCGGUGUUAGACUUGUGACUUAUUUUUCUCGCUGCAAGGUCGACGUAGCCACAAGGCGCAACCAUUCUCCCCGAAUUCCGAACUUUUCAUCUAGUACGCCGUCUCCAUUGGGCGGAUCCGCCGUGUCCGCCCUAGAUUAUGAAACCUCUAACCAUAAACGUUUAGCUAUGCACUGCAAACAGCGCCUGGCCAACGUUAUGCGCCAAAUUCGGCUUUUCGCCAUUCGGUUAGUGAGUUACCAGUACCCCGUUGGACGUUUCUUUAUCAUCAUGUCAAUGCUCCUUAGUCUGGCCUCCUUCGGAAUCUUCGUAGCAGAGGCAACGAUGUGGCCAAGUGAGAUUGAGAAGUGUGGACAUAAGGGACGUCGAUUACGUUGGUUGGACUUUGCCUUCAACCUCUUUUUCCUUCUACACUUUUUGGCGCGCUUCGCUGCAGCUGAGGAUAAGUUGGUCCUUUGGUUAGACUGGUUCUCCAUUUUGGACUAUUGCACCGUGCCACCGACCCUUGUAGCUUUUGCCUUCCAAAGAUCUUGGAUGGGUUUGCGUUUUGUUCGCAUUUUUCGGCUCUUCAACCUCGCAGAGGUGCUGCACAAUCUUAAUGUGAUAAAGUCGGCCUCUGCAUUGCGUCUGUGUCAGAUUUCCUCCUUCUUCCUCGCCGUCUGGUUGGCAGGGGCAGGAAUGGUUUAUCUGCUUGAAAACACUGGAGAUCCGUUCGGCGAAUACCCCUAUGGAAAUGCAGUGAAACUGAGUUACACGGACUGCCUCUACUUCACGCUUGUCACCAUGUCAACUGUGGGCUAUGGAGACAUCAGUGCGUCAACCCUGCUAGGACGCGUCUUCGUUAGCAUAUUUAUCCUAUUUGCCCUUGCUGCUUUUGCCAGCUGUAUACCCGAGAUCGCGGACGUGUUAUUUUCCUCCAGUAAGUACUCAGGCCACUAUACCAAGUCGGAGAAUCGCCGUCAUGUCGUCGUGUGCGGUGAUGUCACUACAGAGUCAGUCAAACAUUUUCUGGAUGACUUCCUACACCCCGACAGGCGGCGCAAUGACGUUGACGUGGUCUUUAUUAACCGUGCAAAACCUGAUCUACAAUUACAAAGCAUUCUCCAUCGAAAUUUUACUCGCGUUAGAUAUUUCCAAGUGAGUUAAAUGCAUUUUUUAUCGAAUGUUGGCUCUUAAACUGGAAGGCGUUUCGACGAAAUUUUUAAAUUUCUUUUCAACGGAGUUGCUGAAGAAUCCGAUCUGCUUACUAGCAAACCGACGUCAACGUUACCCUCAUCGUACCUUACCAACAAAAUCUCAAAUAUGUCGCAAAUUUAAUUUACAAAGCAGAGUCGAAAUUAAACUCACUAUACUGUCGUAUGUGCUGGGUGAUUUUUUCCCGGAAAAUAAUUAACCAGUCCAUGCGUAAGUUAUAAGUACUUUUUAAAACUAGGGCGCUUGCGGGUGUCUUUGAUUUUACACGUUUUCCUAGCACUUAUAGCCAAAUGGACUCUUAGAAAGUUAUUUCCGAUCCCAUUAAACCUGCUAAGCUUAAAGACUAAGCCUGGACUGAAGAUCCUGAAAAUAAGUACUUAGAACCCAGGGCUUGGUUUUCCGGCUGAAGUCUUGCGUAUGCUAAGUUGGAAGCAGUAUGAUUUGAACCAGGGGUUCUGCAAUAAGAGAGCUAGAGAAAUUUUGCUUGCUCUGUAACAACUUGGAAAGAGUCCAAAAAUCUGAUUCUGACGUCUUCUUUGGCUUUUAUUUCCAACAAUACUUUUAAGGUCAGCUGACCAGCUGUAACAUCGUGACGGUCUUGUCUAACGAUGCACGACCGUUAGCUGAAGUUUAAAUUGCAGACAUACCCUGCGCGAACUUAGGGUACUGGUAACUGAAGUUAUAACUUUCUCCCUUAACUAUGCUCAGGGUCUCAAACCACCUGGCAUGUUACAAUUGUCUUUAGGGUCAUUUUGUAACAGCCUUGAGUGCCCCACCCAUACAUAAAAUGCGGCUACAGCGGCUAUGGGAGUUUCGUCAUUUAUCUUAGAUAAACAUGUUAAAUCAUCCGUGAAGGUAUUUCUAUAGAGUUAGAAAGAACGUGUAAGUUUGGAGUGGACCUUUAACGUUAUUUAACCCUGCAAACAGGGUAUUUUCUGGGAUACAAAUUGGUGUAAUUUUUAUCACACCGAAGAGAAGGAAUGGUUAAUCAGAAAAUUUCAAUUGGCUGUUGACGUUUUAUAGAACAACAAUGUCUAUCUAAAAUCAAGAACUUGUGUUUCCCAAGUAGCGCCAUCAUUUUAAUACUCAGAGUCCCGUUCUCCAGGGAAUCUGAGACUUGACAAGCCAACGCAGCACUACGACGUUCUGUUUGCUGCCGGUCGACGGCGCUUGUGUUUUUUGUCCCGAUGUCUGCCCGUGCCCAUUAUACCUAUUUUAGUCCUGGCUUUUUGAAAAACGGACUAACGCAGUCAACCGUGGGCGACUCCACUCCCUUUCUCACUGCACUUGCUUUUGUUUGAUAACCAGACGUUUGUGAUACUUUGUCAGGUGACAAAUAGGAGCCCCCUAUUCCGCAGGCUGCUCAGCGUGACGGCUGGCUGACAGGCACACAUGUCGUGGUCGCCUGGAGGCAUGAGCGUCUCACAAGCCCACCACUCCAUGAUUUGGACAUGUGGUUUUCCGCUGCGAGCUAGGACCUGCCUUCCAGCUGAUGUUUUUACAACUGUUAACUGGCUUUUUUCCCGAUCGCAAUCUUGCAGUCGUACUGAAGUCUCAUCGAGGGCUGAGUUCUCCAGGUUUGGGAUCCAGUCUUUUGAGUGCUUCAAAUCUCGAAUGGGUGUUAAGCCAGGUCUGUGUGCCACCACUAUUUUAGGAAGAACAAGGAAUGCAGUCAAGGUUUUGGAGGAUUCUUUGAUAAGCAGAUUCUAGGACAUUAUCAUGGCUCUUUGGCCGCUCAAUCCGGUCUCUUCAACGUAGCCUGCUCGUCCCAAGAGAAACUUCUUGAUAAAUGCUAUUCCAGAAAAUUUACCUCGGAUGUUUGCUGUUUUCCUUUAUAACGAAUACUAUGGUGCAAUUGCGGUUCGCUCGCUUGCACAGCGUGUUUAACAACUCCCCUUGGGUUGUAGCUUGCGACCGUUGUGAUGACCUCUACGACGGCCCACGCUGUCAAUGAGCUGAGCCAGAACGGCAGCCAGAUUGCGUCAAAGUAAUCGUAAAACUGACUACGCAGAUUUCGCGUGAGCCCAUUACCCAUGUCGUGGCACGCUUGGACGUAGUCUUCACAAAUCACUAGUCACUACAUACAAUCCUGACAGCAUAUGACCGACAGGCUCGAAUAGCGGAUUGGUAAAUGGGAGAGGGGAGAGUGAUUGAGGUCGACACUGCGGAACUUAUCCAAACGGUAAAUCAGCGCAUUUCUCACCAUAAUAAGUCCGAAGAGAAGGGACGGCUUAAAGAGAACGACGACUGUGGCGUCCUUUAAAUCCUGAGGAAUUUCUUCUUGACACCUCAUUUCCUGGAAGAGCGUUGACAGAUGAUCCAUGAAUUGGGGGCAGUUGUACUUGCAAAUCUCACCAGAGAUAGCGUCCUAUCCGGCGCUUUCCCGAUGGAGAGCUAUUGCACGGCCCUGACGGUUUCGUGGAGGGAGGGCAGGCGUUGGUCUCUACCUGAGGCCCACGGACGGUGGUGGCGUCGGAAAUGGUGGAGGGACGGUUGAGGACGUCUCUAAAGUGCUCGGCCACCGCCUUAGAAUCUGCGUCUUCUCAGUGAGUAUGGUGAUCCUGUCGCCGCUGAGAAGAGGAGCGGUGUUUCUGGCUCUGGGACCGUAGACAUCCUUGAUCGCAGCGAAGUUCUUCCAUUCGUUGCUGUCCGCGUACCCCUCCAUCUCCUCGGCCUUGCAAACCGUCCAAGCGUACUGCAUCUUCUGCAGCCGCUGUUACAAAAGGCGGCGACUACAGUAGAGAGCUGUUGUGUUGUCGUCGGUAGGACGCUUGACGUAGGUUUUGUGCAGACGAUUCUUCCGAGCGGGUGGGUUGCUUAUAGCGGCGUUACCGUCGUCGAACCAAUCCUGACGUUCACGGUUUUCGUGGCCGAGGACAGUCGGGGCGGUUGACUGUAUCACGUCCAUCAGUUGGCUCAAUUGGUUCUCCACGAUGGCCUUCUCGUCAACUGUGGCGGCGACUGUGACUGGAGGGUUGGCCAACCGUUGACCUAGCUGAUCGCUGAAAUUGAUAUGGAGAGCAGGCAAAGACAACAAAGCAAUAUUCAAAUCACCUGGUUGUCGCUUAGCUUGCUGUCUUCUGAGUGGCUAUAGGAGGAUCCUCAUUUUGGAGAUGGUGUGGCGAUGGUCGGUCCAUCUGUCAGCACCCGGGAUCGUCUUCGUCACCGGCACGUCCUGCUGGUCUCGCUCACGGAUGAGGGCAUAGGCCAGAAGGUGCUCGUGUAACGACCGAGGGCGCAUCCACUUGGCCUCCUUUCGCAACAGGAGGCAGAAUUAGGUGUUGGUCAGAAUAAACCAGUUCUGUGCACAGGUUCGUAGUCAUAAAGGACAAUUAACUUAUUCCCCUUAGAUACCGUUGCCAGGAGUGUGUGCAGGCCGCCGUAGAAUCUGUUUCUUGCCGAGUCAGGGUUGGUUAUGUGGGGAGGGUGCGUAGAUGCUGACUAUGGUGGCGAAUUUGCCUACCUGGUGAGGCAGGCGGAAGCUCGUUGGGCGAUCGCUGAUGCCCUGUGGCAGACAGAUGCUGUCGUCCCACCAUGUCGUUUCAGAUGGCCAAGACGACGCCCGCUUCCCGUCUCUCUGACCUAGGGCGACCGCUCCAUAAGAAGGUGUAGCCAGCACCCACCUCUUCCAGUUGGCCUUGUUCGGAGAAGUGGGUCUCCACCAGUUCCCGAGCGACUAGCGCCGCCAGAGUGAGCAGACUCCUCUUAGCUGCCUGUGGGGUGGGGCGGCGAGGAGAUGAAGGAAGAGAGUAUUUUGUAUUGUAUUUUAGUUUUCACCGCACGUUAAGCAGUCUGCGGACCACGGUCUGCGCGCAGAUAUCGUGAAGCUAGCUUUGUUUAGGACACCGUUUAUAGCCCCCCCUCGCAGGAGAAAGCGGUGCUCUCCCUAAAUAGGGCUGCGUUGUCGCACCAGACGGGCACUGCUCUCCACUAUGGAUCACAGGCUUCAGUGAGAGAACGACCAAUGACCUGGGCCGCCUACGUGAUUGCUGUCGGUCUCUCCAUAGGACUUCCGACCGUGGGGCAAGGCAGUUAAGCAGAGUAGAAAGAAGAGGGUGAAUGGAGGACAGAGAAAUGCGAAGAGAAGGCACAAAGUAGUAGAUAUGGGCAGGUCAUUCAGCCACUGGGGCAGUAGCUUGACAAGUGCUGAAGGCCACGAAUGAGUAGGCAAAGAUAACGGACUAAUAUUCAGUUUACCUGGGGGAUCGCUUAGCUUGUGACCUCCUCCCAGGUUGCAGACGGAGCCUUAUCUUGGGCUGGCGAUGCGGUGAGCCGCAGAACUUUCGACUGUGGGGAAGAGAGUAGAGUGGAGAGCAGAUAGAGUGGGGACGGAGGAGAAGGACGGAGAAUAGGGGUGAAGGUGUAAAAAGGAGCAGCUCUUCCAGCCACUGCUUGCAGAGUUCUUGUGGCUUCAUGCGGUGUUGCAGACGGAGCCUUAUAUCGGAGUUGACGAGGCAAUGACCCAUUCUCCUAGCGGUGGAAAAGGGAGCCGAGUCGUCGUGUGCGGAGAUGCACCUGUUUAAUCCGCCGGUCAAAGCAGUUGCCGGGGUGUAGCCGCUAGACAGACCCUAGCUCCGGGGAGUCAUAUGUGAGAGUUGAGUAUCAGUUAACAGAUUCUAUACGUACCCAACAAGUGCGAACAAGUGGGCACCCACUACGACCAUCACGUGGACCCACAAAUGGACAUCUCUGCACCCCAGUUUGUCACAUACCAGUGUUUGCAAAGUGUGAACCAUAUUGUCCGUUUGUCACUUCAAUGUUCUCUUGGAUUUCGGAACCAGUUGCCUUAGAGCAGCGUCACAGCUGACUUCACUCGCUUCUUGAUCAUUCAGGGGUUCUGGAACCUUGAUUUGGCAGUUUUUUCCACCAAAGACAAUGGCGAGACAACCUUUGCCCCUAAGUAAGGUUUUAGAUACAUUAAAACCUCUUGUUUCUCAUUUAUCAGCACUAUUGUAAAGCAAAACACUAGAAGGCAGCAUAGUAGUUUAAUUCGCAAUGCACAAACCAGAUGAAAGCAACUAGCAAGUCACAACGUGAACGCUGGUGUUUUGGGCAAGGCAUGACAGAAUGGGACGCACCUAACUGGAUUUUUUUGCAGAAAACUGCUACUUCCGGCUUAUAUGCCGUCGUCGGUCUAGCACAGGCCGUUCUCGGUAAUUCCAGAGUGAUGAUAAUAUUGGAAUGAAUACGUUCACUGUUGAAGGUUAUUCUUGCCCGAUUUGUGUUCUUCAUCAAGAAUUGUUUUAAAACUGCCCUUUUAUCCUGAGAGCAGAGGAAUGUUGUUAAAAGGAAUCAAAUGCCUUUGCUAAGCCAGUAUCUGUUUUCGUCUUCGUUUGCUUCCCAGGGAACCGUGAUGAACCAUAUUGACCUCGAGAGGGUUUGCAUGAGCCGUGCAGAUGCCUGUUUGAUUCUGGCAAAUAGUACAGCCGUCGAUCCAAAUCAGGAGGAUGCAGCUAACAUCAUGAGAGUUGUGGCGGUCAAGAAUUACGCCAGUCACGUCCGUGUCAUCGUUCAGAUUCUACAACAGUCGAAUAAGGUAAGUCUAUUGAAAGGAACUAAGAACUCAUUGAAAGAGUCACUCUUCGGUGAAAUUGUUUUGAUAAUGUUGUAAACUUUUUCGUAGCGAUGUUAGAAGCUGUUGUCCUCAUUGCAACACCUAACAUAUCGCCUAUCUAGCACUUCAAUCAGACGAUGAUGCAGUCAUCGAGUGAGUAGUUUCAUUUGCCUGAUUUUUAUAAGUCCUACACGCAUUUAUAACGGGAGGAUUAAUAACUUCCAUCUCUACUGUUGACCUUUGCCCAGUUGUCUUGUCACAUCAUUACAUGACGUUCCAUAUUCAUAUGUGUCUGCGCGGGCAAACAUGUGGGCAUCUGUGUAUGCGUCUACUCAUGUGGGGGCGAAUCUUUGUCUAAGUACCUGCAAACGUGACCACACUUACGAUUAUUAGGGGAACAAAUAACAACGAUUACAUGGGCCUUGUUUAUGCUCCUAGCCCGUUUCGCUAUCUACGCCUACCUUGGCGAGAUUUUGGCAUCAGAUUGCCGUUCGCAACACAACUGCCCAUAAGCACUUCCCCACUUUUCUGCCAAGUGGAUUGGAAAUAAAGGCGUCGGCCUGUGUGAGAUGCAGCAGUUGUCGUGCUUUUGCCAGCCAAUGUGACAUCGCAUAGACUAUUUCCCUCAUUUAGACUUGAUGUGUUUAGUGAAAAAAAUGAGGAAUGUAGCAGUCGAUGCUGACUUCACUUGAAGCGUGCAGCAGUGUCCGCAUUUACAUGCGACUUUCUAGGAAAACAUAAAAUACUCAGACGUUCGAUUGAACUACUUGUCGGUUUUCAAAUUGUGCAACGGAUUUUGUUUCUCAAACGGACAUAAAGACGGAACCUACUUGUUCUGCCACAUUAUUACAAGACGUACACUUGAGUAUGUUAAGCAGACCAAACAGAUCGUAUUUCCUCAUUAUCUUCAAAUCAGCGUUCAUGAGGACAUCAUGGUUGAUUUUGAUGGACAUUGGCGGACAGCGUUUCGUUAAAAUAUGAGACGAACCCUAGUAAAAAUCGCCAUCCGCAUAAAACAUGGUACACAAUUCCACCCGGAUAGGGUAACAUUCAGUAAUGAGCAGUUGUAAGCAACACUGAGGGACCCGAAUUAAAACAUGCUAUUAGCCAAAGCGCGUAUUAAUGUUUCAUCUGCGCGCCUUAAACAAAAACAGGAGACCGUACGAUUUAACAGUGUUCCUUAUUAUUUAAGUUAUACCGUGACUUAUGAGACUAUUCUAACAAAUAAACCUUAUUUCAAUAUUGAUGUUUUCCGAUAUUUUUAGCCUUAGCCAUAUCAUUAUAACUUGUAUGAUGGAUGUUUUCAUAAAAAAGUAUUAACUUUCCACGAGCAACAUUAAUGGUUAUUUCUUUAACGUUUCCGACCUAUUUUAAAGCCAACAUAUGCAUUGGCAUCCGUUUACAGGAUUGGAAUAUUAGUCACAGAUAGCAUAGAGGAGGACGAUGUAGAAUCGUUAAGUGAGGCAUGCUUAUUAAUUGUCUAAUAUUUCCGAUAGAGAACCAGGCCGCCCACAUUCAAAAGUUACUUGAAGCUCUAGUCAUUCAAUACUGAUUGUCGAUUGAGUAUUCAUGCGCUUAGACCAUAAAUCGAUAUUGGUGAGAUGAGCAUGAAGGGCAGGACGAAAUCCCUCUACUAUACAAUACUGUGCGUACAAUAACUGGUUAAAGUUAGACGACAUGCUUGUGGUUAACCAAUUCGUCAAGCUAGCCAAACCUGAUUGACGAGUUUGUUGAGCAAGUAUGUGGGUAUGGAACGCACACGUUUCCCCCCCCCCCCCCCCCCAAACGGGCAAAGAGGUAGAUGAGCUGGACCAGCACGGGGACUAAAUCGGAUUCUGGCAGGUGUUAUCGGAUUGCGCACGACAACCAAUGCCAACAUUUCCGGAUGCGAUGGCGGACUCGGUUGUCGGCAGUCGUCGCGCACACUGGGAUCCCUGCCACUCCCCACUGUUGUUGUUGUUGAUCGAAAACCUCAUUAUUUGCUGAGUGGAACAGGGGGUGUGGAGUAGAACGUCAUGGUACGGGCUCAACCGUGCCAUCCACCUGCGCCCUCCCCCGCCUCUGGUCUUCUUGACUCUGUCUUGACGCCAGGUCCAGGUGGGGAGUGGGGAGUGAGAGUGCGGUAGAUGCUGCGCAAGUUCACUAUCAUUAUAAACUAAAUUACGCGCGAGUCACCCUCCCUGUUUCCACCCUACUGAGGAGCACACGACGGACAUCCUCGUAAUCAGCGAUCGAACUGUCGGGUAUGAAACCCAUGUAAACACUCAUAUUGACCCUAAGGUCUAGGGCUUGUUGUUUAGCUUUCUUUCUCCCUCGUACGAAUCUUGCGAUUUGUUGGUCCCGUGAGCUAGCGUUUUUAAUUACGAAGUUAUGUUUAAUCAAAGGGCACCUUUAGUGCACUAGGCCAAAUUCUAUCAACUUUUUGCCUUUGUUCACAUUAGGCGUGAGUAUUGUCGCAUGACUCUGUUUCGAUCAAGUCAGAAUUGACUUGUUGUUGUCAAGUGCGUUAGAUAACAAUCACAAACACCCAAAGCAUACUUCGGGAGACAGAGAAGCAGCUUUGAUGCAAGACGGAACAGUCGUGCCAUAAGAAGUCCUGAACAACUGUCUUUUUGUCAGCGAAUUGAUCGGACAAGCGGUUAAUAGUUCGCUCAGCCCACCAAUGUGAUCGUCCGAUAUGAAUGCCUAGGACACAGGUUCGUCGCGUCAGCGGACACCACAAAUGGUCAGCUGGCGAACAGUCGUACAACACAGUAUGCGCACAUGCGGACUAACAUCACGUUAGUUCUUCAUACAGGAGCGGUGCGUAGAAGACGCAAGUGUCCUGCGGGAAUGCAUAAACAUAUAAUGAAGUUUCGGUAGCUCAAAUGCAUUCAUCCCAUGAAGCAUAGUUAAAAAGUAGCCAAACUCUUAAAGGUACCUAUUUGCGAUUAUGGAGUUAGAGGUUCUAUCCCAUGUACCUGGUAAUCCAAAUCAUUACGACAUGCAACGUCAAACUGUCAUUGAUGACCAGCACCAUCGGUGAAACGCAACCACAUAUGUUUCUUAGCAGCAACCCACUUGCCACGAGAAUGAUGUUCGUAAGACAGACGCAUUCCCUAUGCCAACACUUCUAACUCCAAUUUGUAAAGAUCAGGUGAAAUGCCGCUAAAUGAUCAAAUAUUCCGGGUUCGGUUCCGAGGUGCUGCAAGCCAGGGGCUCCAUAUGGUUGGCUGAUGCCGCCCAACAAACCAGAAAUUCCCAUGUUUUUGUCGCAGUCUUCCUCUUUUUGACUGCCUACGGGGCUCUAUAUCAAGCAUCUAAUCCUAAAAAGGUUAGUAUGCCUCUAGAAUCUAUUGGUGAACGCCCUCUAUCUUAACGUGUAUCGGUCGCUGGAACGGGCCAAGCCGGAGAUGCGCCUGACCAACACGGGGGCAGGAUGAGAGCAUGACAAAAGUUGGUCGAGGUGCUCAGGGUUCCCGCAUCCCGUUACAAACGGCACACAUGUAGGUUGUGGUGGCACACCUAGGUGCGAGAUGACUUGUGCCCAAUCCUCGUACCAAAUAGCUGACAGGCUCGGUCAGUAGACUCGUUGAUGUGAGAGGGGAGAUAGAAUGAGGUCGACUCUAGAGAAUCCUUACUCUAGGACGUCCCAGCGCAUAACCCUCCCUAUAAACAAGCUUACGCGAUAUUAAACGGUUGUAGUGGUCAAAGGAUAACAGGCCAAAUUACGUCACACACAAUAAGUUCGUUCCGUCUGAUGGCAGGAGUCAGAGAGCGGUGUGGGCUGAUUCAUUCCGAACAGAGGGCAGGUUACCAUGGCUUGGGAAUUUGCUUAUGGGUCACUUCGUGAGAGCAUGAGUAGCGGAGUGCUGUUAUUAACGCUUUUCUGCCGUGCAUUCACAAGCAUGAGCAAGUGGCUUCCUGUCUCGGUUGUUACAUGGGCUGCCUGGGGCACAUGUUCACAAGAAAAAAUGGCCAGGUAUGGCAAACUACGCAGGUCAAUGCGUCGCUCAGUGACGUUCUAUCGUGGGCGCUGGCACGGCUGCGCUAAAAUUCGUGGCUUGGAAGGCUGCCAACUGACGGGGUAAUUCAGUCCUCUCCGGACGUAGAGUCAGGUGCAAUGGCUCCUUGUCAAUGUGACCUCCAUGGCACUCCAACUCAGAUGGGUUCCAAGCCGUCCCCUUUGUUGUUCCUGUGAAAAGCUGGUUCAACUUGCGUGAACCAAGCGUGUGCUUUAGGCAAAGGUCGGUUAUUUAGCGUUGUCAGCCAUAUCUCCCGAUUCUGCCUCUCGUCGUUCUAACUCAGUCUCGCCAUCAGGUCCAAAAGGGGGUGGGAGAAGGAGGAUUGCUACUUAGGUAGUCCUUGUUUGCUGUGUAGCUUUUGCAGACGGCUGAAAAGAGGCUCAUUUAGAAACCGGCAUUCUGGCGUGACUGAACUAUCUUAAAACAAUGCUACACGAUACUUAAUGUUGUGACAUUGCUUGAGUAAUCUUUUCGAAUCGAAACCCUAUUUCGAAAUUUCGGUUAACAAUUCAUGAGAUAGAACGUUUACAGAGAGUGUACCUUGCAAAAACAGACCAUAUAAAUUUGAUGCGACUUCAUUGUAUCUUGAAGUUUGCAACCUACCUUUUGGGCAAGCAACAACGAUGCGAGUUCCUUCCCAGGCGAAUUUGUUUUCGCUGUUAGUGUGUGCAUGACCAUCCUGGAUAGAGGGUCACAGCUUCGCACUGAUAGCUAAUGUUCAUGUAUACGGUGAAAGUCAGAUUUUACGGUUUCGCUACAAUUAGCUGCAUCGCAACUGACGCAGUAAAUAUUAGACGACUUUCUUUCUAAUGAAAUAGCUAACCUUGCCAUUAGAGUAAACAGACUAUGUAGGUACUUGUAUAUUUUGGCACCACCCACGUCUGACCUUUUAUUCGACCGUUUUAACCAGCCCGGUUGCGUUUUCCGCGUUAAGACAGAGAUUGCAGAUAUUAGAUUUGGUGGCUGGGCCGCCAUGACAACAAAAUUAUCCUUUUCUUUGCGCGUCUUCUUCUUAUCCGUCGAGCUCAGAAUUGAGGCCAUUAGUCAUCCGAAGUACUUCAUGAGUAUCUGAAUAAGCCACUCAUGAGCGAUUUGGAGGCGAGGAGCCGAAAUUCUGACCCGAAACCCUCUUUGUAAAGAGCGUCUUCGAGUUGAUGACAGGAAUCCUAAAAUUCUUUGGGCGGGUCAUAAACUGACCUCAGUCAUCAGACAACAAGUAGGCCAAAGGCCUCGAUAAGGUAAACGGGACAAUUGACAUUACUCCAAGGCAUAUCAAUUCCAGAUUGGUUAAUUUUCCAAUUGUCAUGACACAGACUGCACGAGCACCAGCUUCUAAAGAAUUCAAGAACAAAUUGUCUUUGGCCCACGAACACGUGCAACGGGAAACCAUAUAUUACCUUUAAGAAAUUGAGGAUUACUGCUUAAAAGUUAGUCCUUACUUAACCUAGUCAGGAAUUUGCACUCCGCCUACCAGGCAUUGCGUGCAAGGAUCCAAUCGAUUCAUUUAGGACUAAAGGAAAAAAUUGGGCAAAGUCACGUGUGUACAGCAGCUGACAUCCGCAUCCGUUUGUUUUCAUGUACAUAUAGAAACGUUCCAUACUUUGUUCAGUAAUUAAAAAUUUUGUACUCGAUUUUCAGGCUAUCCAGAACUGGCGUUAAAUAUUGGCUGAACAAUGAUGAUUUCAGACUUAAUAUAAUCACUUCAGCUCGUUUUUUCCGCGUUCCGUUUGCAUAAAUGAUAAGAAACAACAAAAAUAACUAAUCAACUUACUCGUAUUUUCUAAGGAUGAGGCAGCUAAUCACUUAAAUACAAUAAAAGAUAUAUAGAGAGUUUUGUUUUCGUUCGACUGUCUCCUCUCCGGCGCUUGCAUAUAUUUUCUUUUGCUCAUCCACAGUCGCAUCUGUUGAAUAUUCCAACCUGGAACUGGAACGCCGGAGAUGAAAUCGUUUGUCUGAGCGAAAUCAAAUUAGGUUUUCUGGCACAGAGCUGCCUAGCUCCCGGCUUCUCGACUCUUCUCACGAACCUCUUCUCUAUGCAGUCUCUACACGGACCAAAUUCUCUGGCUAAGGCUGUUAACACCGUGCAUAAUCAGCUAAAAAAUGUCCCCUCUUCAUCUUACUCAACGCACCAUUCCGAACCUCGAAGUCGUCGGCUGGGCAGUAUCAACAUCGUCUUUAAGCGUGUGCGUAGUCUCUACCGGUCUUCGAUACACCGAAAGGAAACAGAGACCGGAAGUUUUUCUGCGCAUACGGAACGUUCGGUCUCCGUUCCAACAGUUGCCAUCAAGGACUUUUCAGGUCAGGGCUCCAGGUCGGCCAACCCGUCAGUGAUGCUUCCUCCACUUUUAAAUGGAGGUCAUCACUGGCUCACAGAGUACCUUCGUGGCGUCAGUAUGGAGCUCUACUCAGCCAGCUUCUCAGCCGCAUUUGAGGGCAUGACCUUCGCGCAGGCUGCAGUGCUCUGCAUGAACAAAUUGGAGCUAAUGCUCAUUGCAUUAGUGAUUUCAAGUCCAUCCCCUGAUGAAAGUGGGGAAGAAUCUGUCGACUACCUGCUAAUUAAUCCAUCCGUCUCCUCGAUUGCCAUCACAGAGGGCAUGUUGGGCUUCUUCAUCUGCGACUCCCAGGAAAUUGCCUCUAGAGCCAGUUUUUUCUGUUCCUCUUGCCACGAUGCUAUGCCCUCUCCAAGCCAAAUUAAGGAAUGUGAAUGCAGACGCCGACAUCGGGGUCUGAAGGUAGUUAGAAUAAAGCGAAGACGUCAGAAGACACCAGUGACUGUGUUGGAGAGUGCUGAGAUACCAUGUCAGACGUUUGCCUACCGAUUGGUGGAGAGCGAAAAUUCUCCCCCCUCUCAGUGGUCAGACUCGGCAGAUCAGGCAGAUGAUGUGGACAAACCGCGGGACGGCAGUGGAACCGCCAAAACUGAACGGGAGAUUUCCGUGUUUGACGUCACUGGUGAGAAAUUUUGCAUUGUUGUGCCUUACCAAUUUUUCCUAAAAAAUAGCUGGCGGCCAAUCCAGCGAGGGCAUGCAUAAGACUGUCGGAACCUACCAAGAUAACACUUUUCUUCUGACCUUUCUAAUUCGAUUUGGCGGUAUCGUGUAUACCGCGAUGUCUAUGGAUUUAAAAGUCUUUGGCUCAUAGGUAGGCAGAGAUGCUGACUACGCAACUGCCAUUCACCGCACUCGACAAUAAACAUUUUCCAGCAUGCAGACCCCAAAGUAGGCAGCUUUGCAAAUUUGGAUCAAAAUAUGGCAAACUGGUAUGUGACAUGCGUCGGAUGGAGACCUUAUGACAUGAACCAGCGGGUCUCAUUCCAGCCUACUUGGCUUAACAAGGACGUGCUACUGGGACUUGAAAAAGGGAAAACCCGAGAUUACUUCUGCGUUUUCUUUUUUGACGCCCCUCUAGCAGCUGCUACUGUAUUUCAAGAAGCUGAUGCACUCGAGGUCGGGGAUAGGAAGGCUUCCUGUUGACGUUAUGACUGUCAUUGGAGGUCAAACUGCGGUGGUCUUUCUUUUAUGCAACUUUUAUUGUAAGUUCCUUCGUUUAGAGGUCACAGAUACUGAAGUUUGGGUGGUAGAACAUGAGAAUAAGGCUACGCCCAGCACUAGAAGUGGCUUUGCGCUAAAUCCCGGUGGGUACCAGUUCCUGUGUUCUAACUUUAGCCCUAACACCGGCCCUCAUGAUCCUAACCAUAAUUCCUUGAAAUUUAACGCUACGCCACGUGUAAUACGGGGGUCCAUAUUUCUGUGCUCUGCAGUUUGGCGCAUGUGCACGUAAGGACUAGAGUGUGAGCACCAGGCGUAGACGUGUGCCUAGUUUCACCAGUCAAUGCACCGCGCCUACCCUGUUAGCCAUGGCCUUUCUUAUCAGAUGAAUAGUACGGGUGUGAGAAGAGGAUGCUUCGGAGAUCUAACUCACAACAAAGACGUUCACGCGAGAGUUACAGCAGUAAAUGCUUCACAGCGUUGUGAAGUAUGGCUCCUGGACACCUUCAUUCACUUAGUGAUGUAAAAAACCGCAAAGUUCAGAGGAUGUAAAUGUUAAUUAUUGUAUUUCGAGCCUCGUCAAAAAAUAAAAGAACUUUUAAUGCGAACUCAUACAGCCAACUCGUCCACCAACCUUCGAAUUCGAGCAGCAUACUAUGUGCUGUGUCUGUCUCGUUAGUGAAUUAAAAAGAUCCGCUCUUACCUGACUUGCAGGAUGAGUCUGUUCUGAACGUUACGAUGUCUCCUGGAUGGAGGACCGUAAAUGAAGUCAGGCUAAUCUUUAAAUUUAGGACAACUGUUGACAACACUUCCUUCUGCCCAAAAAGGAUAUUCUCUUAUUUGCAUCUUAGUUGCGUACAGUCUAAAAUACAAUUGGGCAACUUUAUGACGUCUAUGUCGAAGCGUUCAUACUUGUUGAGAGUGCAGGGAACUCGGAGGUGACCAUAAAAUAUAGCUGUAUUUGAUGGGCAGCAAAUAUCUAGUUCCUAUAAGCACCGAAGCACUACGGAAGCUGACACAGCGUCAAAAUGAAAAAUGACGCAGGUGACCCAGAUAACGAUAUCUGAUGGAUGAAUGUUAAAUGCUAAUCAAUCCAUACGCAAAGUUGAAUCUGAACUGUUUGACGUCGAUCAAAAGAAAGCGAUCAAAUCUACUGACCCUAAAGAGUCUCUUUGCGAGUUCAAAGUUCUUUAAGAACCAGGCAUUUGGCCAGUAAAGUCUGGAAUAUAAGACAAGGAAAGACUCGAUUUUUUAAAUCAAGAAAUUCGUUCAAAUGUUUCCCUCUCAAGACACCUGUCUUAACUGCGGUCGCUGUCUGACGCACUGACCUUCCAGUUCGAUCGACUGAUUUGCUGACUUUAACAGACGCACACACGCACACGCCUAGACAGUUACAGCAGCUCACAUCAUACGCGACGCAGUGCGUACGAAUAGAAUCAAAAACUUGGAAUUCGCCCAGGAUUACUUAUCAAUGCCGUCUCACUCCGAGUCUCUGUUAGGCGAGACUUAACACUCUCAGCAUGUGUCCUGGGGUGCCCGCUGUGUCUGCUGCCUAGGACAAUCACGCAUGCUUCUGUAUAGACGCGUAUAUACACUCUGGCGUCUUGCAUCUCCUGCUAAUUGAUAUCUGGCCUGCGGAUUAUGACCCUCAUGUUGCACUUAUUACAUUAUUCGUUGAACUGUUACAACCCUGUGCCCGCGUCAAGUAGACAGCACCGGAACCCAUCGAAUAAUAAAAUCUGCACUAGGAAUUGCAGGAAUCUUGAUUUAACUUUAUAGAAUAACGAUCCUAUGUCAGUGAACAACAUAUCAAAAUCAAACACGUCAGAGGGAAUGAAGAACGAAAACCCUUGGCGUUUUGAGUACUGGACGAAAAGCGAUUAAAAUAGUUAAUCUGGAAUCGAAUAGGGCUCCACAUCGAAAUCCAGAUCAGAGGAGCACAACUAACCAACCAGAACCUACCUACAAGUUACUCGCAGCAGUGCAGGCGUCUGUAGGCCAUUCACCUCUUUGGUAAAGCAUGCACGCAGUCUGAUUAACAUUGACGCAGGCACUAUACAUUGUAACCUUAGGAUUGACUGCAUCCAAAUCAUCGCUGCGCGGCUACACCUACCGUCACAACCCGACACUAAUUAGUUACCUAUUAAUGGUCUAUCGACCGCUUCCUGUUCUAUCAGUAAUGGGGUUUUCGAUUCCCGCCAGCUCUUGCGAACGACUGAACUCAACGUUUUAAUGACUGAUUGGCAGGCCACGGGAAUGCGGACCCCAGUACUGUGGGCGGUCUUACACUAAGUUUCAGGGAGGUUAAGGUUAGGCCUACUGUUAGGGUGAGGGCCAAGGUUAUCAGGGUUAGUUUCGGUGUCAAUAUUGGGGUUUAAAGGGUUAGGAUUAGGGAAAAGUUAGGCCACGGGAAUAGUUGCCUCUAGCAUUUAGUACAAGGCCGUCGGUAAUGCGGGUUUCUCCACUCCCAUGGUAAACAGACUUACUAAGAUAUUUAGGCGAGAAACUUUUCAACGUAGGCAUAUAACUGUAGAAAAUUAUUAGCAUGCAUUUCCCACACUUUCUCAACCUUCUAAAAGGAAAUCGGUAGCUGAUGCACGGGAUUUGUUCGACGGACUUUUCGGAUUCCUAGUCGAAUCUAUCAAUAUAAAUAAAGCAUGGUUUAUUUAGAGAAUCUGGUUUUAUGUUACUGCCAGUCUUCUGAUUUAUGGGCAUUCUCAAGGCACAACGUUUAUUGUGGAGGUUGCAACUGUUAAUUUAAUAACCUGUCUAGAUGAAACUUCGUUUUUUUAUAUUCGAGCCAGCAUCCACAAUGUUCUCAUUCAGCAUGCCAGUGCCUUACUUACCAUGCUCUCUGGAUUCUUUACCGCGUGUCAUUCAUUUCUCACGGCAUUUCGAACACUGGAAAUGCCUGGGAAUAAAUGAUUCGUAUGUUGGCUUACUCCUCACCAGAAAAUUAUAGCUAUUUUGGGUGUCAAGCGUUUAAGUUCGCUGGAACCUGGCGGCGUGGAGUGGUUACCAUAGGUUACACGCUUCUUUUGCGCUAGUCAUUGUUCCUCGUUACUGCAGCGUGUUCGGACACCCGUUUCUACAAUGAUCAUUCCGGUAAGGUCCCUACCUCAGGUGUUAUUUAAAUGCGGAUGAAGCCUCUGGAGACAUUCUCGUCACACUUGACCACUAGACCAAAUUAGGCUUUCAGACAGUUGGGCCUUUUUUCUGAUUGUUGUGUAUGCCAGUUACAAAUUUAAGCGACCAACCGUGCGCUCUUGAUCUCCGUGAACGGAAGCGUGGGAGACAAUUCAACUUUAGUUUUGUUUUACUAUUCUUUAAACGGCAAUUUUAUUGCAUCGAUUACUAGGGUUUGGAGAAUAUAUCUGGAAACAGUUCUAAAGCUUAACCCCUUAAGCUCCCCCAAGCAAUGUUGUAGGGAGCUGAACGCGUUACACGAGUCUUCUCCAAUUCCAGCUAUCAACUUCCUUACGUUUAAUUUACUUACAUUGGUUCUGUGCGUUUAUGGUAGAGUUUUUCGAGAGAGUACCACUCGACGUCAAAAAUUUACGUCUCCUGCGGUAAGGAAAAGGAGGACGUUACGGGUGAAAAUAAGUUUUGUGAAGACGGAAAAGCUAAAUGAGUGUAAGACCUGUAGCUAGUGAUCGUAAUCAUUAUAUAUUCCUCACUGGUUAUAGAAACAUGGAUUUGACCAAAUUUGUACAGCUAGCUGAUAUAGCAUUUCUGUCACUAGGAAUACUUGAGAGUAAAAAUACGUCUGGGACGUCUAAAUAGUCGAAAAUAGCUACCAGAAAAAUGCCUGCGCCUGUAAUAUUUUUCAUUACACCACAUGAAUUUCGACCCAAUAUAAAACGCCAUCAAUAAUGGUAAAUAAGGAUAAAAUAGCUUUUUUCCGGAUUAUUAGCGGUCAGCAGUCAUGUGUGCUUAAUCCGGGCGGUUAUAUGUCCACUUAUAAACUGCCUUUACUGCAGUAUUUUCCUGUUAUAACCCUUCACGACUGGCACCCCAUCUGCGGUGACGCAUACUUGACAACACUGAACUAGAACCUGGAUUUUAUUGUCGGAAUUUACGUUUUCAGCGAGCAAACCGUGACGCAAAAGUAACUUACUGGCAAUGUAGAAUGCAACAAUUGCGUGGAUUUGUCGUCAAAAGCAAGUAGGAAGAGAGUAGAUAGGCAAAAACCCGCUGUUCCAAUCCCCAACGCUAGGAGGAGUGUGAUGCUCCUCGUAUACGUCUAUUUUAGAGCAAAAAGUUGCUGCAGUUUGGUUUUGCAUAAGUUUGUCUUGUUCAGAAGUGCCGCUCAGUAAACUGUGUUUCCAUCCUCAAUAACUUUGCCUUCCUGUUCUGAAUGGAAAGAAAAGAAACGUGCUUAUUAAGAAUUUAUCGUGACGAAGGUUUUAAUCGUAUCGUUAAAUAUCAAGCAGCAUGAUGUAGUUUAUCCGUAGAAAGUAAUUAAAUCUCCCUAAAGUAUGAAGAAGACGUCCGAGUGCAGCUUGAUGAAAUUACAAGCAGGUUUCACUCAUUAGUAUUAGAAUGUAAUCGAUAAAUUUUUUUAUUUGUGUUCGAUAGGUGUUUACCACUGGGCGCCAAAGCGUUCGAUAGAGGAGGUUAUCCUGCCAAAUAACCUUUAUAUUCCCAGCACCAUCAGGAAGGAGACAGCACGAACCUAUAUGCGGAACCACAUUCUCGUUUGCUUGCUUGCAGCUCCGUCCGCACCCCUUCUCGGUUUGCGCUCCUUCGUGCUGCCCCUGCGUGCUAGUAACAUUGAAAAUCGCCAAAUCCGCCCAAUCGUUUUUCUCGGAGACCUUGAAUUUCUGCGCCAGGAAUGGGAGGAGAUUUCAGACUUCCCCAAGAUCUUCAUCUUGCCAGGAUCCCCACUCUCCCGAAAAGACCUCUGGCGCGCACGCAUUCAUGUCUGCUCUGUCUGUGUGGUUUUGGGGAUCAGUGACACAGUGUGUGCCGAUGAUCCCUACCUGGUUGACAAGGAGGUCAUCCUCUGUGCUCUGAACAUUCGCGCCCUCAAAAUACCACAUGGGAUGCAGGAGUUAGUUUCAAAUGAGGGGACUGUGCGUUGCAGUGGUGCUGAAAUACCUCUUCUCACAGCCCUGACUAUGGAUUCAAACAUUCAUUUCCUCGACCCAGAGGACUUCGAAACGGGAAAGUCGGACGUAAAUGUCUACCUCACCAUACCAUUUGCCCGUGGCUUGGCCUUUUCUGCUUCGGUCUUGGAUGCUUUAGUGAGUACUGCAUAUUUUGAUCGGAGAGCCAUGACGCUGAUAAGAUACCUGGUCACCGGCGGGACAACACCUGUACUAGAACAAUGGGCAAGCUAUGGGGGUGAGUUCUGUGAGAACAUGGACAUCCAGGAGGACGCAUCUGGGAAAUUAGAGAGUGACUUGGCAAAACGGUUUAUUGAGACACUGAGUCAGAAUAAUUAUAAGCGUCCACAGAUCAGCCAAAUGAGCUUCCAGGACCCACGACUAGCUAGUAUUCGAUCUACAAAUGGAAGUUCCAAACUGCGAUUUGGAAACCUCUUCUGUCAGGCCAUUACGCGCUACGGAAUCCUCUGUCUUGGCCUGUUUAGACUAAGUCCGUCGGGAAAGAUUAUGGUCAAUACUCGGACAGACCCUUCCUGGUCGCAAUUCAGCCGAGACGUCUACGACGUUCAAGGUCCGCUCAGAUUACCGCGCAGAUCAAAUAUCCGUCCACCGCAGGACAUAUCGCAAGUUAGGUAUCUAUCAAAAACGCGCGAUUUGAGGAGUCAGGCUCAACUACCAUCUUGUGCAGCUAAUCUCCAGGUCCCGCCGCCAGCGUUAUCAAAAGAUGAUGACCAUCAUGAUUCCUCUGUUAGCCUUAAGGUAAUAUCCCAGCAAAACUACUCAGCUGCAAACAGCCGCUAUGUGAUUACAAGUCCACCCAAUGACUUCCCCGUUUACGACACGGACCUUGUGUUCUGUCUUACGCCGCACUUAUGA